Alligator mississippiensis (American alligator) is the source of this 2289-nucleotide messenger RNA. Its product is annotated as dnaJ homolog subfamily C member 3. Bases 28 to 1542 code for a protein of 504 amino acids. The transcript has 12 exons. Gene Ontology annotation, molecular function: misfolded protein binding; protein-folding chaperone binding. Gene Ontology annotation, cellular component: endoplasmic reticulum. Lineage: Eukaryota; Metazoa; Chordata; Crocodylia; Alligatoridae. The record is from RefSeq and is a predicted model, not a curated record. Gene Ontology annotation, biological process: protein folding in endoplasmic reticulum.
CCGGGCUAGGCCGUAGCGGGGCAGGGCAUGGCGGUGGCAGCGGCGCGGGGAGCGGGGCCUGGCGGCGGCGGCGGGGCGCGGCUGAUCUGGGCCGUGUCUCUGCUCUGCGUCCUGCUCGACCUGCAGCUGCCAGGGCUGCUGGCGGCCGGGCAGGCGGAGAUCGAGAACCACCUGGAGAUGGGGCGCAAGCUGCUGGCGGCCGGGCAGCUGGCCGAGGCACUGUCACACUACCACUCGGCCGUGGAGAGCGACCCCAAGAACUACCUGACCUAUUAUAAGCGGGCGACCAUCUACCUGGCCAUGGGCAAGUUCCGCGCGGCUCUGCCCGACCUCUCCAAGGCCAUCGAGCUGAAACCCGAUUUCCUGGCUGCUCGGCUGCAGCGCGGCAACAUCCUUCUGAAGCAGGGCCACACGCAGGAGGCCCGGCAGGACUUCGAGGCCGUGCUGCGGAACGACCCUGGGCAUAAGGAAGCUGAGAGCCAGCUAGCCCGAGCCACCGAGCUUGAGGUGUCCAUGCAGGAAGCCCAAGCAGCCUAUCGGAGAAAGGACUACGCUGGAGCCAUCGGCAUCCUGGGACAUGCCAUCGAGAUCUCACCGUGGGACCCCGAGGCGAAGGAGCUGCGGGCCGAGUGCCACCUGCACCUGGGAGACCCCACCAAGGCCAUCCUGGACCUGAAGCCCACCACCAAGCUACGCAGUGACAAUCGGGCUGCCUUCCUCAAGCUGAGUCGCCUCUACUACCGCCUGGGCGAGCACGAGGAGGCCUUGGCCCAGGUGAGGGAGUGCCUGAAGCUGGACCAGGAUGACAAGGCCUGCUUCUCCCACUACAAGCAAGUGAAGAAGCUGUCCAAGCAGCUAGAGUCUGCGGAGGAGCAUGUCACGGCACAGCGGUAUGAAGAUGCCAUAGAGAAGUACAAGGCAGCUAUGAAAACUGAGCCCAGCGUGGAGGUCUACACCACCAAAGCCAAGGUCCGGAUCUGUCACUGUCUCUCCAAGAGCAAGAGACCCCGGGAAGCCAUCGACAUGUGCACAGAAGCUCAUCAGCGGGACCCCCGCAAUGUUUUCGUGCUACGUGAUCGGGCUGAGGCCUACAUCCUAAAUGAGGAGUUUGAGAAAGCUGUGGAUGACUACCAGGAGGCCAAGGAGUUUGACAUGGAGAAUGAGGAGCUGAAGGAGGGGCUGGAGAGAGCCCAGAAGCUGCUAAAACAGUCCAAGAAGCGUGACUACUACAAGAUCCUGGGUAUCCGGAGAAACGCCAACAAGCAGGAGAUCAUCAAGGCCUACCGCAAGCUGGCACAGCAGUGGCACCCGGACAACUUCCAGUCGGACGAGGAGAAGAAGGAGGCAGAGAAAAAGUUCAUCGACAUUGCAGCCGCCAAGGAGGUGCUGACAGAUCCAGAGAUGCGGCAGAAGUUCGACUCCGGCGAGGAUCCCCUGGACCCCGAGAACCAACAGGGAGGUGGGGGCCAUGCACACCAGUGGCCUUUUGAAUUUAAUCCCUUUGGCUCUGGCAACUUCCACUUCAAAUUUCAUUUCAACUAACUCCAGGGCCCAUGGGCCCUGCCCCACCCCACACCACGGUGACAUGGGGGAGAGAGAGAGAGAGAGCGGGACGGGAGGCAACCACACGCUCCCUGUCUCCAUCCACGUGUCAAAUGUUCUUUGCCAUAUUCCUGCCUGUCGUGGGGCACCAGCUGUUGCACUUGGCUGGGACGCAGAAAGAGUCGGAGGCUUCACUGCACCAAGGUUUGGGUGGAGGCCAACAGCCUCUCCCAGCACCCUAGGAUCUCAAACUUAGAGGAGAGAGGUCCCACCGGUUGAUGUUGGAGAAGUGCCGGGUGCGACUGGCCGCUAUUGAACGUCUGGAGGGGGCCGUGGCAACGUCCAGCAGUGGAAGGGGUUGUUGCCUGCCAUGGGGGCUCCUGUUUCCUAGCCAGACCCCAAAUACUGUCCUGGGCCCUGCUGUCUUCCCCUGGCACCUCCUGCUGCUACUGCCCUGCUGCAUGUGUGGAGAAUGGGGUGCCGGUUGCCCCACCUACCCCCAACCCCUUCCAGUCUCCAAGCUGGGCAGCGGGGGAUGACUGGAAAAGGCGCCUUGGCUCCUCACCAGCCUCCAAGGAGACCCUAGUGGCAUUCCCCCACCUGUCACCCCAGCAGUGGGGGGCUGAGGACCCGUGUGGAGCUCUCCCCACCUCAGGCUGUGCUUUCUCCUGCUCUUCGAUACUGCCCCAGGGGGUAGCUCAACUGAGCUUCCCCCUGGUUCUUUUGUAGAUACACUUUGGACUCUGG